AUGGAGGUAGUUAAGACUGAAAUUUUAAAAUGGUUGGAAGCUGAUGUCAUUUAUCCUAUAGCCGAUUCAAAAUGGGUAAGUCCAAUUCAUGUUGUACCUAAGAAGGGAGGAAUCACAAUAGUUACCAACGAAGAAGGGUUGGAAAUUCCUACAAGGGUGCAGAACGGUUGGCGGGUACCCAUCGCACCUGAGGAUCAAGAGAAGACCACCUUCACUUGCCCGUUUGGAACUUACGCCUUCAAGAGAAUGCCUUUCGAAUUGUACAAUGCACCAGCCAAUUUUCAAAGAGUUCUUAGACGUUGCAUUGAGACUAAUCUGAUAUUGAAUUUUGAGAAAUGCCAUCUCAUGGUUGAGAAAUGUGUAGUAUUGGGGCAUGUCGUCUCAGCUAAAGGAUUAGAAGUCGACCAAGCCAAAGUUGAGGAAUUUGACCUGGAAAUUAAAGAUAAGAAAGGUAAAGAGAACCUUGUGGCUGAUCAUUUGAGUAGGAUAGAAACUGGAAUUUUGAGGGAUGAGCCGAAAGCAUUUCCAACUAGGGCCGAUGAUGCUAGAACUAUGGUGAAACUUCUUAAGACCAAUAUUUUAAAUAGAUAUAGGGUACCAAGGGCUAUAAUCAGUGACAAGGGAACACAUUUCUGUAAUAGAACCUUGAAAGCUUUAUUUGCACAAUUUGGUGUCACCCACAAAGUGUCGACAGCUUAUCACCCUCAAACCAAUGGGCAAGCUGAGAGUAGUAACAAGGAAAUUAAGGAAAUUUGGAGAAAAUUAUGA
Molecule: messenger RNA, 768 nt
Organism: Gossypium raimondii (Peruvian cotton)
Lineage: Eukaryota; Viridiplantae; Streptophyta; Magnoliopsida; Malvales; Malvaceae
Exons: 5
Coding region: 1-768 (255 amino acids)
Biological process (GO): DNA integration
Molecular function (GO): nucleic acid binding
Source: RefSeq, a predicted model, not a curated record